CAUACAAUAUGUGCCUUUCCUGUCCAUCUUCGUCCACCCAGCAUGAUGGGGUUUUUUUGUUUUUUGUCUUUUUGAGAUGGAGUCUCACUCGGUCACCUGGGCUGGAGUGCAAUGGCAAGAUCUCUGCUCACUGCAACCUCUGCCUCCCGGGUUCAACUUCAAAUGUGUUCCGGAGUGGGGACCGGGCGGCUGAACCUCGCUGGUGGCAGAGAGGCUCCCCUGCAGCUUCAGGGCUCCACGUGGAUCCAAUGCGGCUGCUGGUGACCUGGGUGGUCCCCCUCCUCCCCCUCCUCCUCCUGCUGUCCAGGCAGGGCGGAGAGACUUCCACAGCCAGGAUCUGUCCCCAGGAGCCUCUCAGGGCUGCCUGCAGAACCAGCGAGUGCUGUUUUCAGGACCCGCCGUAUCCGGAUGCAGACUCAGGCUCAGCCUCCGGCCCCAGAAACCUGAGCUGCUAUCGGAUACCCAGUGCUGGAUACGAGUGCUCCUGGCAGUAUGAGGGUCCCACGGCUGGGGUCAGCCACUUCUUGAGGUGCUGCCUUAGCUCCGGGCGCUGUUGCUACUUCGCCGCAGGCUCAGCCACGCGGCUGCGGUUCUCCGACCAGGCCAGGGUGCCUGUGCUGUGCACUGUUACACUCUGGGUGGAAUCCCGGGCCAGGAACCAGACAGAGAAGUCUGCUAAUGUGACCCUGCAGCUCUACGACUCAGUUAGAUACGAGCCACCUCUGGGAGACAUCAAGGUGUCCAAGUCGGCCGGGCAGCUGCGUCUGGAGUGGGAGACCCCAGACAAACAGCUUCGUGCUGAGGUGCACUUCCGGCGCCGGACACACGGCAGCCCGUGGAAGCUGGGUGACUGCGGACCUCAGGAUGGUGAUACUGAGUCCUGCCUCUGCCCCCUGGAGAUGAAUGUGGCCCAGGAAUUCCAGCUCCGACGACGGUACCGGGAGAACCAGGGAAGUCUCUGGAGCAAGUGGAGCAGCCCUGUGUGCGUUCCCCCCGAAAACCCCCCACCACCUCAGGUGAGGUUCUUGGUGGAGCAGCUGGGCCGGGAUGGCAGGAGGCGGCUGACCCUCAAAGAGCCGCCAACCCAGCUGGAGCUUCCAGAAGGCUGUCGAGGGCCGGCGUCUGGCAUGGAGGUCACCUACCGAGUGCGCCUCCACAUGCUUUCCUGCCCAUGUAAGGCCAAGGCCACCAGGACCGUGCACCUGGGAAAAACGCUCAAUCUCUCCGGUUCUGCCUACAACGUGACUGUCAUCUCCUGGAACCGAUUUGGUCCUGGCCCGAACCAGACGUGGCACAUUCCUGCUGACACCCACACAGAACCAGUGGCUCUGAACAUCAGCAUUGGAACCAAUGGGACCACCAUGUACUGGCCAGCCCAGGCUCGCAGCAUGACCUACUGCAUUGAGUGGCAGCCUGUGGGCCAGGAUAGGAGCCUCGCCACCUGCAACCUGACUGCACCGCAAGACCCGGAUCUGGCUGGAAUGGCAACCUACAGCUGGAGUCGAGAGUUUGGGGCAAUGGAGCAGGAAAAGUGUUACUACAUUACCAUCUUGGCCUCUGCGCACCCAGAGAAGCUCACCUUGUGGUCUACGGUUCUGUCUGCCUACCACUUUGGAGGCAAUGCCUCAGCGGCUGGGACGCCACCCCACGUCUCGGUGAAGAAUCACAGCUCGGACUCGGUGUCUGUGGACUGGGCACCAUCUCUGCUGAGCACCUGUCCCGGCGUCCUGAAGGAGUAUGUCGUCCGCUGCCGAGAUGAAGACAGAAAGCAGGUGUCAGAGCCGCACGGCACCUGUGCCCACCCCUGCCCACACCCUGUGCCAGCUCUGCCAUUGAGUUUACUGGAGGGAAGGAGACUUGGCAGUGGAUCAACCCAGUGGACUUCCAGGAAGAGGCAUCCUUGCAGGAGGCCCUGGUGGUGGAGCUGUCCUGGGACAAAGGCGAGGGCACUGAACCUCCUGAGAAGACAGAGCAACCUGAGGGUGCCCCUGAGCUGGCCCUGGAUGCAGAGCUAUCCUUGGAGGAUGGCGGCAGGUGUAAGGCCAAGGUCCUGGGGCUCAGUGAGCCGGAUGGUCAGGGGUGCAACCCUGCCCAGGUGGGGGCUAGACACCCAUCGCUCCUGGGAGAUCCAGGCCUGGAGGCCUGAGGGAGAAACGGGAAUGUCCCCUUGGUCUUACAGACAGGAAGAGCGACUAUCUCAAUCACGACGACUGGUUAUUAAGCGCUCAUGGCAUACCCAGCCCAUUCCAUCCACUCGUGAUUCCCACCAAAUCCCCAGUCAACUCUUGCAAGGAACCAUGGUGGUUCUAUUUCACAGAUGUGAUCCCCGAGGCUCCAAGAGGGUGAGUGACUCACCUGAGGCUACACAGCACCCACAGGAGUUCUGUUUGGACUCAGAUAACCGGGAGCUCCUCCAGGCUCCAGUGCACCUGCCUCCUGUCUGUACCGCACCUGUCGUCAGGCAUCCAGCGGGGGCAGCCCUACAAGCUGCCAUGAAAUGAAGCGGCUGCACCCUGCUGGAUCUGGCGUCCGUGGGGCAGGAGCGGGCCCUGCCAUGGACCUGCUCUGGAGCAGAAUAGACUGGGAAUGGGGGCAAAGCGGGCCGAGAUGAAUCCCGGGAGCACUGGAUGGGGAGUCUGGAUUCAAGGGCUCCCUGCAGCAUUGUGGGUCUUGGAGCUUGGAGGAUCCAGGGAUAUGGGAGAAGGGGCUGUAACACUGUGGGGAAGAUGAUGAUCCUCCCACCCCAACCCACCCCCUAUAAAAUGGGGGUGAUGAUAAUGAGCUUACAGAGCUGUUCAGAAUCACCCUAAAUGAGCCUCCUCUUGGGAGUUAUUUCCCAAUUGAAGCUUGAAUGUCCUGCUCAAAAUCUCCAAAUAGGAGCCUGGGAAUUCAUUCAUUCAUUCCACAUUUAUUAAUCUCUUCUUUCUGGGCCUCCCCCAGGAGCACCUAAUCUUGGGGAGACAAAGCCAGAUGAGAUCUCGGAACCCUGCUGAGUUAGGACUGAGCAGGGGAAGAGAGGGCCUGGGGAGUGGAGCAGCCUGGCCCUCCCAAAUAGGAGCUCUUUCCUCCUCCCACCCAGCAAGUCACAGGGGCAGGACCUUUGCCCCACUUACACACCCCGAGUCCUCCCCCGUCCUGCUCACACCACCCCACCUCGCCCGCAUCCUGCAGCCGCCGCCACCUGAUCUCCACUGUGGUCUGAGCCGGAAUGUUGGGGGGGCUCCUGAAACCCCACCCCGGCCCCCGCGAUUAGCAGGUGGUCGCAGAUUCCCCUCACGGCCAGCAGGUGGCAGCAGCGGCUCGCGUCUCCCCUGCCCGGCCCGCCCCGCCGCCUCCUACCGCGUUUGCUAAACAGACUUUUCCGGUUUCAGACAGAGGAGCGGAAUCAAGGGCCAGAACGACUGAAUUUCCUGGCAAAAAAGGAUGAGGCCUCUUGGGGAGAAACCCCAGGCAGCCAAUAGGGCCAGGAGGCCAGAGGCCCAGGCCCCGCCCCUUUGGUGGUGGGGAGCUUUGGUUUCCCAGUCGAUGCAUCUAGAUGGGGAAACAGAGGCCUGGGCCCCGGUGCCCCAGCCACACGGUGGCAGCUCAGAGUGCUGCAAAAGCCACCUCCCCUCUCCGGAUCUGCCGCCUCCCAGCUUCUGCUUAAGCCGUUCCCUCCAGCAGGCAUGCCCGUCCCUUGAGCGCUUAUCCUCCCUAUUUAAUUACAUUUAUUUAUUUAUUUACUGAGAUGAAGUCUCGCUCUUGUUGCCCAGGCUGGAGUGUAAUGGCGCGAUCUCGGCUAUGCAACCAUUAGUCCACCUCCUGGGAUCCAGUGAUCCCCCAGCCUCAGCCUCAAGCUCAAGCCACCAUGCCCAGCUAAUUUUUUUUGUAUUUUUAGUAGAGUCGGGAUUUCACCAUGUUGAUCGGGAUGGUCUCCAUCUCUUGACCUCAUGAUCCGCCCGCCUCGGCCUCCCAAAGUGCUGGGAUUACAGGAGUGAGCCACUGUGCCCCGCUUCAGUUUCCUGAUUUGAUGAAGCCACUUGGAGUCAAAUGCCCCUAGAAAAUGACCAACAGGAGGUUCUCUGGUCCUCUGCUUGCCCGUCUAUAAAACUGGAAGGGAUUUGGAGUCCUUAUCUCAAUGGGCUCAGCAAGUUUGCUUAGCAGAGCCCUGGCCUGAUACUUACUGAGCAACUACUAUGCAACCAUUACUCCAGGGCUCCUAGAGCAGCCAUGACUCAGCUUCUCGCAGCCGCUCCAGGGGUCAGGGCUGUGUUAACCCCCAUUUCACAGCUCAGUUUCAUUCAUUCAUUUAAGAAGUCAGUGUCGGGUGUGGUGGCUCACACCUAUAAUCCCAGCACUUUGGGAGGCCGAGGCGGGUGGAUCAUGAGGUCAAGAGAUCGAGACCAUCCUGGUCAACAUGGUGAAACCCCGUCUCUACUAAAAAUACAAAAAUUAGCUGGGCACGGUGGCGCGUGCCUGUAAUCCCAGCUACUCAGGAGGCUGAGGCAGGAGAACUGCCUGAACCCAGGAGGCGGAGGUUGCGGUGAGCCGAGAUCACGCCAUUGCACUCCAGCCUGGGUAACAAGAGCGAAACUCGAUCUCGAAAGAAAAAAAAAUACAAAUUUAUCAAGGCACAGUGGCACACGCCUAUAGUCCCAGUUACUCAGGAGGCUGAGUCAGAAGAAUCGCUCGAACCCAGGAGGCGGAGGUUGCUGUGAGCCAAGAUUGUGCCACUGCACUCCAGCCUGGGUGACAGAGCGAGACUUUGUCUCAAAAAAAAAAAAAAAAAAAUUAAAAAAAUAUUUUAAAGUAGAGGCAGAGUCUGGCUGUUGUGCAAGCUGGUCUUGAACUCCUGAGCUCAAGCGAUCCUCCUGUCUCAGCCUCUCAAAGUGCUGAGAUUACCGGCAAGAGCCACUGAGCCUAGUUUUAUUCUUUUUUUUUUUUUUUUUUGAUGUGACCUCACUCUUUCUCCCAGGAGGCUGGAGUGCAGUGGCAUGAUCUUGGCUCACCACAACCUUCGCCUCCUGGGUUGAAGUGAUUCUUCUGCCUCAGCCUCCCGAGCAGCUGGGACUGCAGGCACCUGCCAGCACGCACUGCUGAUUUUUGUAUUUUUGCUAGGGAUGAGGUUUCACCAUGUUGGCCAGGCUGGUCUUGAACUCCUGACCUCAGGUGAUCCGCCCACCUCGGCCUCUCAAAGUGCUGGGAUGACAGGCGUGAGCCGCUGCACCCGGCCAUUCCUCCUUUUUAAAGAUACAUUCACACACCAUACAAGUCACCCUCUUAAGGUGUACAGUUGAGACUGGGUGUGGUGACUCAUGCUUGAAAUCUCACCGUUUCCAGAGGCCGAGGCAGGAGGACCGCUUGAGCCCAGGAGGUUGAGGCUGCAGUGAACUGUGAUUGCACCAUUGCACUCCAGCCUGGGUGACAGAGAGAGACCCUGUCUCAAAAAAAGAAAAAAAAAAUACAAUUUAGUGGUUUUGUAAAAUCACAAGGUUGUGAAACCAUCACUCAUACCUAAUUCUAGAACAGUGUCCUCUCCACAACAAGAAAACCUCAUUCCAUCAGCAGUCCCUCCCCACCUCCCUCCCCCAGCCUCUGGCAGCGACUCAUCUGCUCCCUGGCUCUGUGAAUUCCCCUGUUCUGGGCAUUUCCUAUCAAUGGAAUCAUACAAUA
Callithrix jacchus (white-tufted-ear marmoset) is the source of this 5652-nucleotide messenger RNA. RefSeq names its product interleukin 12 receptor subunit beta 1 (gene IL12RB1). Gene Ontology annotation, cellular component: membrane; external side of plasma membrane. NCBI's taxonomy places the organism in Eukaryota, Metazoa, Chordata, Mammalia, Primates, Cebidae. The record is from RefSeq and is a predicted model, not a curated record. Gene Ontology annotation, biological process: cytokine-mediated signaling pathway. Gene Ontology annotation, molecular function: protein binding; cytokine receptor activity.